Messenger RNA from Cyprinodon tularosa, 1865 nucleotides. RefSeq names its product trace amine-associated receptor 13c-like. Gene Ontology annotation, molecular function: G protein-coupled receptor activity. Gene Ontology annotation, biological process: G protein-coupled receptor signaling pathway. The transcript is spliced from 4 exons. Bases 263 to 1423 code for a protein of 386 amino acids. Lineage: Eukaryota; Metazoa; Chordata; Actinopteri; Cyprinodontiformes; Cyprinodontidae. Gene Ontology annotation, cellular component: membrane. The record is from RefSeq and is a predicted model, not a curated record.
AACGCUUUUAACUGGAUUUAACUUCCAAAAAGUCAACAUUUAAACCUGGAUUGUUUUUCCUCUGUUACACCUUUUUCUGCAUAAAUGAUCAACAACUGAAGUCUGUGAAAAUGCUGCUCCUGGUGUUGCCACGCCUGAGGUCCGGCUGCAGGGAUGACUUCCGCUUGUCAUCUUCACUCAAGGAAGGCCUAUCACGUCUGAUCAUGGUUUCCUGAGCAUCUCUUCCGCCAAAGCAUCCCAGGGAUCAUUACCCUUUUGGGCCAUGACUGCACCUCUUCCAAACACCAGCAUUCCCGGGAGCGCAUCAGCUCUACUUUUGACCUCUGACUAUCUGUUGAACCUGACUGCGGCUUCACAGUUGGGACAUGGCUCGGCCCAGUCACUCCCACCACUCUGCACCCUCUGCUGCUGUGGAGUUCUCAACCGCAUCCUAGCUGUGGCAUUCAUGGUCACCCUGGCAUUCGCAGUUGUGAUUGGAAACGUAGUCACUCUAACAGUGUUUGUGCAAACCAGGCAGUCAAGAACACCACAAGGAUACUUAAAAGUAUCUCUGGCCGUAGCGGACAUGAUGGUGGGUGUUCUUGUGGUUCCUUUCUCUGUCUACACUGAAAUCUCCCUGAUGGUGACCAACGCUCCUCCAAUCUGGUACCAGGGUGGUACAUCUUCGUCCUUCAAUGAUCUGGGGAGCCCUUGGCAGCCCUGCAUGCUAAUAGGUCCCGUGUUUGCAGGAUGCACCUUCGUCUCCAUCAGCACCAUCUUCCUGAUGACCUUGGAGCGCAGCGUGGCCAUUCUGUGGCCGCUGCACAAGGACUCUCUGGUGACCAGAAGACGAACGCUGCUCCUCAUCCUGCUGUCUUGGGCAGCCAGCUUCCUGUUGGCUCUCGCACCUCUUAUCUUCAGCAGCAACUUUACGUUGGAGUACAAUGAGUGCAGUCGCAUGUGUAACUACACCCCACUGUUAUUUGAAGGCCGGCUCCCGCCUGAUGCCAACAUAUUGCUGUUGUUCCCAGCAUUUGACUUCACACUUUUGGGUGGCACAUUAGCAGUCAAUAUUGUGUCCUUCACAAGCAUUCGCCAGUACACCCGGAAACGCAAACUGCUCUCAGUAGGGAGUCUGAGUGAUGGAGGGCGAGGAGGGGGAGGAUGCUCCCACAGACCAUCAUUUUCAGACAUUAAGGCUGCAAAGACAAUCGGCAUACUGACAUUUGCCUUUACAGCAUCUUUUUCUCCUAUUGCUGUGUUUGUGCUUGGAAACGUGGUCGGAUAUGAGUGGUGCAACUUUUCUUUUGUUGCCUUCUGGAUCCUGACAGGAAACAGCUGCUGUAAUGUCAUCAUCUACAGCGUGAGGGACCACCGCUUCAGGAAAGGUGUGACCCUGCUUUUUCAAAGAGAGCAGUCUCCCCCUCGUGGUGAGAAGACCUGAGGGCCAAAAGGACUCAUUCAGGUUUAACAUGCUCAUGUUAUUGUAACUGAUGUCCAAAAUGUUAGUUUUUGUUCAUAUUUAAUAAUAAUUGCAUUAUUUUUAUGCACAUGAGAAUCAAUUCUCUGCUUGUAUUUGCACAAUGUCAAAGCUUUGCAGAAAGAGAGGAAGUUUUGAAUAUGUGUUAAACUGGAUUAAUUAAGCCAAUGCCCUUUGAACAAAGAGGACUAUGAAAAUUAAAAAAAAUAAUCCAAAACCUUGGAACAGAUGUACUUGUUGCUCUGACUGGGAUCUCAUCCAUUCCAAAGGGAUUUUCAGUGUAAAAGUGGCAAAAACUGCAGCCCACUAAAUAGCCACUGGAUGCAAAUUUUAUAAGCAGUUUAAGUAAUUUGUUGACAUUCCUUUAAAAGGUAUCAAUACACCUGGAAGUUUUUCAACCAUAUUC